Molecule: messenger RNA, 1802 nt
Organism: Seriola dumerili (greater amberjack)
Lineage: Eukaryota; Metazoa; Chordata; Actinopteri; Carangiformes; Carangidae
Gene: nosip
Product: nitric oxide synthase interacting protein
Exons: 10
Coding region: 102-1076 (324 amino acids)
Cellular component (GO): nucleus
Molecular function (GO): ubiquitin protein ligase activity
Source: RefSeq, a predicted model, not a curated record
AAAGGGGAGGCGGAAGCGGAAACAGGAGAAGAAGAAGACGAAGAGCAAACUUUGGUGGAUUAAACACCUUUCUCCUUCAGAUCAGCUGCUUUAACGAAACGAUGACCCGGCACGGGAAGAACUGCACGGCAGGAGCUGUCUACACGUACCACGAGAAGAAGAAGGACACAGCGGCGUCUGGUUACGGGACUCAGAGCAUUCGAUUGGGAAAAGACGCCAUCAAAGACUUUGACUGCUGCUGCCUGUCCCUGCAGCCCUGUCAGAAUCCUGUGGUCACUCCAGAUGGAUACCUCUAUGAGAAACAGGCGAUUCUUGAAUACAUCCUGCAUCAGAAGACAGAAAUCGCCAAAAAGAUGAAGGCCUAUGAGAAGCAGAAACAGGCACAGAAGAGCAGCAGUCAGCUGGAGUCCAAGUCAGAGGAGAGAGAGAGGGUGGAGAGGUUUAAGACCAGGGAGAACAGCAUCGUGUCCAAACCCAUCAACCCGUUCACAUCAGGUCAGAACAAAGGAGGAGAGAAGGUCAGGACUGACAACAGCUCAGCAGAACCCUCCUCCUCCUCCUCCUCCUCCUCCUCUUCUUCCUCCUCCUCUUCCUCUUCCUCCUCCUCCUCCUCCUCCUCUGCUACUUCAGCCUCCACCUCCAGCCAGGGUCUGCCCAGUUUCUGGAUUCCCUCUCUGACGCCGGAGGCCAAACCCACCCUGCUUAAGAAACCAGCUGUGUUGUGUCCCAUGUCAGGACGACCCAUCAAGAUGAAUGAACUCAUCACAGUGCGCUUCACCCCCCUGGACCCGAGCCUGGACCGAGUGGCCCUGCUCACCCGCCAGGACAGGUAUGUGUGCGCAGUAACCAGAGACAUCCUGGCCAACAGUGUCCCCUGUGCUGUGCUGCGACCCUCGGGGACUGUGGUGACUCAGGAGUGUGUGGAGAAGCUGAUCAAGAAGGACAUGAUGGAUCCUGUGUCGGGAGACAAACUGUCAGACAGAGACAUCAUUCCACUGCAGAGGGGUGGAACCGGCUUCGCUGCCUCCGGGGUGGACCUCAGGGCGAAAGAGGCUCGUCCAGUGAUGCAGGUGUGAACGGAGGAGGAUCUGACUGCAGUGUCGUCACAGCGAUCUUUGUACUUCCUCAUUAUAAACAGCUGGUAUAUUUUUGUAACUCCUCCCUCCACACUAUGAUGUUGCUGUGUACUUUCCCUGUUCCCGUUCCUGACUGUUUUUUUUUUUUUUUUUUUAAAUUCAACCAGAGGUUAAUAAAUGAGUUAUGUUGAUACAGCUCCCUCCUCAAUGACAUUUGUAAACAGCUGAUCUUGUCUUCACUGCCUCUGUCCAUGUAAGACAGAGCCGUUCAGCCUCAGUCUGAGCUGCUGUCAGUCACAGAUCUUCAUCUUAAAGGGCCAGAGUGAUGAUCUUCAUCAUCAUAUGUUUCCAUUAGUUUAGAAUAUAUCUACAUGGGGAGCAGGUCCUCCUCCACAAACCUGCCAUGUUGCUACAGGAGCCCAGAACAGACAAACCAAACAGUAGGUGUGUUUCCAUUAACCGGCUUCAUGAGUAAUUUGAAAUCUGGAACUUAAAAACCAGUGAUUGAAACGUGUAUUUCAAAGAAACUCCAGUGUUGCAAAACAAAUUUAUACGCUCGCAUUUAGGUGGUUUUUCAGACUAUUGAAAAAAACAAUAUUUCACACAUUGAAAUAGAAACACUUUUUUUCACAUUCAAGCCAUGUGCUGGACAUCUGUUGUCACGUUUAAUUAGAAUGAUAUGAGAGGAGAAAACAGCUUCAUUCACUUAACAUCACUCAGUGGAAA